AUGUCUGGAAGAAAAAAACGCUCGUUGUAUGAAGUUUUCGAUUUACCUGAACAUAGUGACAAGAAAGCCAUCAAAACCAAAUUCUAUGAACUAUCCAUGAUGUAUCAUCCGGAUAAGAAUCAAGACGAUGAAGGUGCUCAUGCUCGAUUUUUAGAGAUCAACGAGGCAUACUCUGUGUUGGGCGAUGAGGCCAGGCGCAAAGAAUAUGAUAUUAGACACGGCAGUCUAUCUACCUCUAAUCAGCAUAGAUCAAAAACUGGACCAGGAUCAAGUGCAUAUGGGAGUAAUCGUAAAGCCACUAGUGCCCCAAUAAAUACCAAACUUCGACCAGAUGAUUGGAUUCAGUAUAGGCCACCCGGAUCUGGUCCUGGAGGAAAAUUCAAUAGAUUCAAUCAAAAGCCAUUUUACAACUAUAAAGAGCAUCAAGAACAGCACUAUGGACCUGCCGAGCAGACACGGCAUCAGAGAUCUGAACGAGCUGCAUUGUACCGAUACAUAUACCAUUCCAAUAUGACCGAGCCAAAGAUUAUUCCAUACAUUCUAUUGGCACUGUUUUGUGUGUUGUUUUAUCACUCUGGCGUUGUUGGCAUGAUAUGGAUGGAGCCCGAAUUUGAAUCAAAUGAUGAUUCUCGACAUUCUGAUUCGGAUAUAAUUGUUUCCCCCCUUACUGAAGCAUGA
This is a messenger RNA of Batrachochytrium dendrobatidis JAM81, 678 nucleotides long. RefSeq lists its product as uncharacterized. Lineage: Eukaryota; Fungi; Chytridiomycota; Chytridiomycetes; Rhizophydiales. The record is from RefSeq and is a predicted model, not a curated record. The coding region runs from base 1 to 678 and encodes 225 amino acids. The transcript has 2 exons.